AUGCCGUGGCGGGCAGCCGACGCCGCCCGCGCCGACCCCCUCUGGGAGGACCUGGCGCUGCUGUUAGAGACCCUGGAGGAGAAGCAGGUGCACCUGGUGCGCGACGUCGUGCCUCUGUUCUGGAGCUUGUGCGUGCUGCGCCGUGCCUUCAACCAUAGCAACGGCUUCGUCGUGCGCUGGGCGGUGCUGCGCGCGCUCGAGUUGGCGCCCGCGGACGAGGCGGAGGAGUUCGUCACCGCUGCGCUGCUGCCGGCGCUCAAUGACGCCGCGCUCUACGCGGACGUGGACGUGUCGAACGUGGCGUCCGCUUGGGACGCGACCGGCGGAGGCGAAGAGCCGUACCUGUGCGACGAGCUGGCGCCGCCGACCGAGUGUGGCCGCCGACUGCGCGCCUUCCUCGCCGUGUAUCUGCACGGCCCCCGCCUGGCGCGCCGCGCCGCCGGUCUGGUCGGCGCGCUCACCGACCUCUCGUGGUCGUCGGUGGCGCUGCUGUACGUGGCACACGCGCUGGCCGCGGCGCCCGUGGAGCGCUGCCUGGACGCCGCCUCCGCUACGGGCCUCUGCCCCGCGGUCGACAUGCCUCUCGCCCUUCGUCGGACUCUGGAAGAGGUGACGCCGAGUGUGGGCGAGUUUAUCGUGCGGCAGGUGCAGGCCACCACGACCGCCGAGGAUCUCGAGAUGGUUCCGUUCUACGCCGAGUUUCUCGGGGCCGCCGCGGCUGCCCACCUGACCCGUGACGUCACCACCGUCGCCCGUCGUCUGUGCGAGGACGCCGUGGGGUUCGUGCUGGGGCCGCGCGCCUCCCCGGCCGCCGACCACCUGGUGGACAGGGCCGUGCGCGCCGGCGGGGGCCGGCACUUCGCGAACUCGGCCAGCCACCGGCUCCAGCAGCGCUGCUACCAAGCUCUGCUGGUGCUGCACACCGCGCUGCCGCCGGAGGAGCUGGAGCUGCUGUGCGCAGCCACCUGCGAGAGCCUGCUGCGCUGUCACCCGCAGCCCAGCGUGCGCUACAUGCAGGAGUGGCUGGUGGUUUGCUUGUGCGUGCGGCGCCCAGAGUUGCUGGAGCUUGUCUGGACCCACCUGGAGAAGGCGGGUCAGGAGCGCACCGGCAGCAUCAGCUCGUUUGUGGCCAUCCUGACGCACCUGGCGCAGUGCGGCACCGGCGGCGAGGGUGACGCGGCCGAGACGUUCGUGCGCCGCUGCUUCUGCCGCAUCCUGCCCUGGUGCAUGGCGCAACACUUCAACACGAGGGUGUACUCCCAGGUGGCGCUGCAGCGUCUGUGGACGCUGGCCAACGAGCGGCGCAUGGCCGCCAUUUUGUCCGAGUUCGCCGUCGUCUACGACUGCGUCGCCCAGUCUCUGCGGCACGGCAAUGCCAACAAGAACUCGCAGCUGAUCCAGAACGACUUUUACUUCACAGAGUUCGAUCCAGUCCAGCACUUCUCAUUGGAGGUGAUCUUCCUCAGCCUGCCGCGGCUGGCGGGAGUCGAGCCGGACGAGUGGGUGCCGCCCGGGGACGCCACGGACCCGACGGCGGAGGAGGCGGCCGGCUCGCAGGUCCAACGGAAGGCCACGCCGUGGCGCCAGCUGCUGCCGGAGGUGCUGGCCGCCGCGCUGGUGGACCGCGCGCCCAAUCUGGGCGGCCUGUGUCGCACGUGCGAGGUGCUGGGCGCCGCGCAGAUGGUGGUGCCCAGCUUGCAGGUGGUGGCGGACAAGCAGUUCCAGAGCCUCAGCGUCUCCGCUGAGCGCUGGGUCCACCUGACCGAGGUCAAGCCGCACCAGCUGCCGUCGUACCUGCAGCAGAUGCGCUCGGCGGGCUACACCCUGGUGGGGGUGGAGCAGACAUCGGGUAGCGUGCCAGUCGCGGAGUAUCAGUUCCCCGUGAAGACGCUCCUGCUGCUCGGGAACGAAAAGGAGGGCAUCCCGGUUGAGCUGCUGCAGCUGCUGGACGUGUGUCUGGAGAUCCCGCAGCGCGGUCUGGUGCGUUCGCUGAACGUGCACGUGGCCGGCGCGCUGCUGGUCUGGGAGUACUGCCGCCAGCACCGGUGACCGCCGGUCGGCCGGCCGGCUGGGGCGGGCAGCCGGACCCCGCCGACGGCGGCAGAGGAUCGGCAGACGGCGUAGCUGGGUGGAGGGCCCAGCUACCAGGAGGGUGGAGGUGACGACGAGAGGCAAGAGGCGGCCGGCAGUCCCGCGUCCACGUUGCGUCGGGCGGUGUUGGAGCUGCGCCCGGCGCGUGUUGCACCACUCGGGGCGCGGCGAGGCUCUGGCGGUUGAAUUGUUGCAGUGCAGGCCAGAGUGGCACCGGCAGCGGUCCGCUCAGGACGAUCGCGGGGAUUUUUGUGGCGAACGGGUCUCGUGCCGGCUGGAGAAAGGGCCGCCGCAUUGCUCGACCGCGGUGCUGGUGGCCUGCAGGUGCUUCGAUGAGGGAUUUUGACGGUUACUAGGGAAUGGUGGCAUGGGAUUGGUGCACUUCCUCCGGCCGUGUUGCGCUGUCGACAUCAAGCUUGUUCCUGGGAGUUCCGUGUAUUUUUACGUAUCCGUAUCGUUCAAAUACGCCUGUGAUAUGUAUUGCCCGUUGCGUCACUGUUGCCCGUACGUUGCGUAUACAAAACAGCGAUGUUGGUGAUCG
Molecule: messenger RNA, 2632 nt
Organism: Pollicipes pollicipes
Lineage: Eukaryota; Metazoa; Arthropoda; Thecostraca; Pollicipedomorpha; Pollicipedidae
Product: putative methyltransferase TARBP1
Exons: 13
Coding region: 1-2049 (682 amino acids)
Biological process (GO): tRNA methylation
Molecular function (GO): RNA binding; tRNA (guanine) methyltransferase activity
Source: RefSeq, a predicted model, not a curated record